Messenger RNA from Doryrhamphus excisus (bluestripe pipefish), 2906 nucleotides. It is a transcript of the gene cpne4a, whose product is annotated as copine IVa. Lineage: Eukaryota; Metazoa; Chordata; Actinopteri; Syngnathiformes; Syngnathidae. Gene Ontology annotation, biological process: cellular response to calcium ion. Gene Ontology annotation, molecular function: calcium-dependent phospholipid binding. The record is from RefSeq and is a predicted model, not a curated record. Gene Ontology annotation, cellular component: plasma membrane.
GGCGGCGUGAGGCUGAGAGAUUCUCCAGCUGCCGGAGGAGGAGGAGGAUGAAGCCAACUGAUGUCAGUUGUGAACUGAAAGUGGAAACUUUGUGACGUCUUCCUCUUCUCGUACCUGGCACCAGACUUCCUGUCCCGACUCUGCCAUGAGUGACAUCUAUGAGUCAGCGGCCCACUCGCUGGGUCUGUUCAGCAGUCCAUGUCUCACCAAAGUGGAACUCAGGCUCACGUGCAAGGCCAUCUCCGACCGGGACGCUCUGUCCAAACCAGACCCCUGCAUCGUCCUCAAGAUGCAGUCGCACGGCCAGUGGAUGGAGGUGGACCGCACGGAGGUGAUGCGUAGCUGUGUAAACCCCUCCUAUUCAAAGGUCUUCACCUUGGACUUUUACUUUGAAGAGGUGCAGCGUCUGCGCUUUGAGCUGUACGACAUCUACAGCAACUACAACGGUGUUAAGGAUGCCGACUUUCUGGGGGCGGUGGAGUGCACACUGGGACAGAUCAUCUCCCAAAGGAAGUUGUCCAAAGCGCUGCUGAGGCCAGGGGGCAUCGUGGGAAAGACCAUUAUCACGAUCACAGCAGAGGAGCUGACUGGGAAUGACGAUUACAUUGAGCUUUCCUUCAGUGCCAGGAAGCUGGAUGACAAGGACUUCUUCACUAAGUCAGAUCCAUUCCUGGAGAUCUAUCGCCUCAACGAGGAUGCCACACUGCAGCUGGUCUACAGAACAGAGACGGUGAUGAACAACUUGAAUCCCGUUUGGAAAACCUUCAAAGUUUCCCUCAACUCGCUCUGCAAUGGAGACCAUGAGCGCAAGCUGCAGUGCACUGUGUGGGACUGGGACUCUAACGGGAAACACGACUACAUUGGAGAAUUUGAGGCCACCUUCAAGGAAAUGAGGGGCGCCAUCGAUGGACGACAGGUGCAGUGGCCGUGCAUCAACUCCAAAUACAAAGUGAAGAAGAAGACCUACAAGAACUCUGGCAUCGUCAUCCUCAAUCAGUGCAAGAUCAUCAAGAUGCACUCCUUCCUGGAUUACAUCAUGGGGGGCUGUCAGAUCCAGUUCACCGUCGCCAUUGACUUCACGGCAUCCAACGGUGACCCUCGCAACAGCUGCUCGCUGCACUACAUCCACCCGUACCGACCCAACGAAUACUUGAAGGCACUGGUGGCGGUGGGCGAGAUCUGCCAGGACUAUGACAGUGACAAAAUGUUCCCGGCAUUUGGCUUUGGCGCUCGCAUCCCACCUGACUACCAGGUCUCACACGACUUUGCAGUGAAUUUUAACGAGGACAACCCUGAGUGUGCAGGCAUUCAGGGGGUGGUGGAGGCCUAUCAAGCCUGCCUCCCCAAGCUGCAACUCUAUGGACCCACCAACAUCGCCCCCAUUAUCAACAAGAUCGCCAACUCCGCCUCGCAGGAAGUCCACACCAAAGAGGCCAUGCAAUACUUCAUCCUACUCAUCCUGACGGACGGCGUCAUCACGGAUAUGGCGGACACCAGGGAGGCCAUCGUGCAGGCAUCUCACCUCCCCAUGUCCGUCAUCAUCGUGGGUGUGGGCAAUGCAGACUUCAGUGACAUGCAGAUGUUGGACGGCGACGAUGGGAUCCUGCGCUCGCCCAAAGGAGAGCCCGUCCUACGGGACAUUGUCCAGUUUGUUCCUUUCCGCAACUUCAAGCAUGCGUCCCCGGCGGCGCUAGCUAAGAGCGUGCUCGCAGAGGUGCCCAACCAGGUGGUGGACUACUACAACAGUAAGGGCAUCAAGCCCAAAGUGCCGAGCCACUACCAGUCUUCCAGACCCUUUGGACCAUGAGCAUCUGCCUUCGCCAUCAUGGCCGUCACUCUCCUGAAAAGCACAACUUUUUUUUGUUUUUUGUACAUUUUCACCACAAUGACACUUGUUGGAACCUUUUGUCACAUUUGUGUUGAGGGCAGGACAUCCUGUUAACGUAGCGUCCACUUUGGGAGCAUGUGAUCAAACUGUUGGCUAGUGUGUUAGCGACUAGCAGACUUUAGUCCCCUCUAGCUAGUUGUAGCAUCUUUAGCAUCUGUCGUGCAUGCAAGGCAGAGGAAAGUGUGCACAGUGAGUGUGCACGUCGACGUGUCCGGGGAGUGUUUCUAGUGCACGUACCCCCCCUACCUCUAGAUUGUUUUGCUAACUUUGCUAAGUUGAAGCGUAGUGGAGCCAGCACAAGUGCACGUGCUGUCAGGCUCGUGCAUGCUUGCGUGUUGUUUUGCAUGCAAACGUGCACACUCGCGGUCAUGAUGUUUACAUGUGGCUCUACUAGCAUGCUCACAAGCGCGUGAAGGCAAGAGCCCCCACCUUCCCGUUAGUAUGGAUCUCAUGCGGAGCUUCCUGGUCUGUGUUUCAAUUUGUGCACUUCCAUAACUUCAGUAGGUGUACUCUGUACUUUGUUCUGAAUACAGCUGGGAUAGACUCCAGCAUACCCGCGACCCUAGUGAGGAUAAGCGGUAUAGAAAAUGGAUGGAUUGAUAGUUCUUCAGUGUAUGAAUUUUGACAGUAUAGUGCUGUCCCAAAUCCAUUACAGUACUGUACACUUACUAGACGUGACGGUUGCAAUAUUUGCCUUCUUUAUCUCUCCAUUCUAAUCAUGUAUUACAACCACUCAAGUUAGUACCUCCCCUUCCGCUACAUAGCCAAAUGGCUACCAUUGAGGGCAGCAAUUGUCCCUCAAUCCACAUUGAACAUCUGGCUGCUGACAGCGUACUACAUUUUGCCGUGAACACAUCAUAUGCACUCAGAAAAAGGAAGCGUAAGUACGCUAGUGCACCAAUUGAGACACAGCCCUGACACAGCCUUUUUGAAUCCUCAUACUUCCUGGUUGUGACUGUUUGAUGCAAUAUAAAGGACGGGUUUUGGGUCACAUGGCCUGCUGAUGUAUGACAAUAAA